AUGAGUGUGCCGUCUUCACCGCGAAGUGAGAUGACACUACAGCAGUCGAAAUGCUCAACAGAGCCUAAAGAGAUACCUCAUAAACAUCAGCACCCCUACCCUCACAAAAAAAGCCCUCUUGUUAGAAAAUUAUCAUCAAAUCCUUGUGACCCAAUGAAUUCUGCAACAUCCUCAUAUGAAGAACAUUCUCAGGCUGUGGGUUUGCAUUCUUAUUCUGGCAGUGUAGAUAGGAUACACAAACAUUUUGAAAGCAGCCCCAGUAUGCCAUUCCCGGAGUCUUACACAAGUGUUGCUGAUAGACCAAGUUUAGAUGAAAGCGAUGAGGAUGAAGAUGAAGGCGAGAGUAGUAAUGAUGAAAAGCAGAACGGACUGAUAGGUUUAGGGCAUUGUUCAGACACUAAAAGUGAUAUAACAGAUAUCUCCACAUUAUCCAGUUCUCUGGGCCAGGUUGAGAACUCGGAGCAUCAGUCUUACCCAGAAGUAUUUAGUGCUGAACAUAAUGUAGAACUUUUGACCAGUUCUGCCGAAUUCAUUCAAACCAAAGAUAAUAACAACUACCACCAGCCUCAACAUCUUCAACAGCACUGCAAUUACAAUGAUCAGUUUCAUUUGCAACAGGAACAGAUCAGAAACUUUAACACAGGCAGAACUACUACUACUGAUUCUUCAAAUGCCUUUGGAAAUAAAAUAAAUGGAUAUAAAUUCAGUAAAAAUGAAAAUGAAAUAUACAGUUUAGAAAAAGAGUCUCACACAACCGCCGAGCUUCAUCAGACUAAUGGUAGAGUUCCAAGUCCACCAAAGAGUAAAGAAAUAAACUCAUGGGCACAUUUUCAUAAACCGACUGAGAGUAACUACAGAUACAGACGCAGCCAUUAUUCUAGUGAGAGUGAGGAAGAAGACACUUUGAAAAGUUCCAAAACCCAACACAAACAAAACAGCAAACUUUCUGCUUAUAAGCCUCACCAGUGCCAUUAUAAGUCUCCUUCACCUUCGGAGCCAUCUGCUGAUCACCGGAGCAAUGGUCACAGAAGUCAGACUUGCAGUUCCACAGAGAAGCAAAUUUGGACUCAGAAUGGAAUUAAACCACAGGAGUUUAAGGAGAGAUUUGUGUUAAUGAAGAAGUGGUUUUCCGAAUGUAAUGAUGGACAGAAGAACUUGGUAAUGAAAGGAUUAUUGGGAUUGUGUGAGUGGCCGCAGUUACACUUGUUGUCGGUGUAUAUGUCCAAGGAGUUGCACCAUGGAUGCCCUUCCAACUGUGAGGACCUCAUCACCUGGCUGCCCAGGGAUCUGGCUCUGAAGGUCAUGUCUUAUCUUGACCCUGUGAGCCUGUGCCAUGCAGCUCAGGUGUGCAGAGUGUGGCGACAGCUGGCAGAAGAUCAGUCACUGUGGUGUCGAUUCUGCUGCCAGACCAAAUGGAGGCUGUCCAAGGCUGCUGAGCAUAAGCAGGUCAUCAGUCACAUGUGUCCAGAAGGAAGCAUCCAAUGGAAGAAUGUGUUUGCAGAAAGGUUUCGCCUGCGCAACAAUUGGCUGAAGGGGCGGUGUACAGUCAGAACUUUUGAAGGUCAUUUGCAAGGCAUCUCUUGUGUUCAGUUUGAUGAUUCUAGAAUUGUCAGUGGGUCAUCGGACAAGACCAUCAAGGUCUGGAAUAUGCGGACCAAUGCACCGUGGUCAGUGCAGACAUUGAUGGGCCACCACGGCACGGUGCGCUGUUUGUAUCUGGAAGGCAACAGAUUAGUCAGUGGAUCUUGUGAUAAAACAAUCAAAGUUUGGGAUCUGUCCACACAAGACAGCUGGUCAUCUAUUGCCUGCAAAGUGACCAUGGUUGGACACACAGACACUGUUCGCUGUUUGCAGGCAGACGAUGACAAAGUAAUCAGUGGUUCAUAUGACACAACUCUGAAAAUUUGGGAUCUAAAAUCUGGCACUCUGAGAAGAACCCUGAGAGGACAUCAGGCGUCAGUUCUGUGUGUUCAUUUCAGCGAGACCAAAAUUGUCUCCGGAUCCGCAGACAAAACAAUUAAGGUGUGGAGUUAUGAUGGUAGCUGCAUGAUGACUCUUCGAGGACAUCAAGAUGCAGUGACAUGCUUGAUGUUUGAUUCCACCCGGAUCGUCAGCGGGUCUCUGGAUCACAACCUCAAGUUCUGGGACAUCCACACAGGAGAGUGCCUGAACACAAUCGACUGGAAGAAAGCAGAGGGCCACACAGAUGUUGUUCGGUGUCUGCAGGCUGACAGUUGGAGAGUUGUCAGUGCUGCUGAUGAUAAAACUAUUAAGGUUUGGAACUUGGCCACAGGUGAAAGGCUAGUCACUCUGAGAAAUCACACUGACGGAGUUACCUGUCUCCAGUUUAAUGACUUCAUCAUCGUGUCGGGAUCGUAUGACAAAAGUGUCAAGCUCUGGGACUUCAGUUGUUGCUAG
This is a messenger RNA of Candidula unifasciata, 2418 nucleotides long. NCBI's taxonomy places the organism in Eukaryota, Metazoa, Mollusca, Gastropoda, Stylommatophora, Geomitridae. The record is from the annotation of a GenBank genome assembly.